Molecule: messenger RNA, 691 nt
Organism: Effrenium voratum
Lineage: Eukaryota; Dinophyceae; Suessiales; Symbiodiniaceae
Source: the annotation of a GenBank genome assembly
ACUCAGCUCACUGCUGUCCAGCUGCUUGAUCGCUUCCCGUCGGGCCCGCGAUGGCGGAUGAGGACGCGCUUGCCGCUUUCGUGGCGGAGCAUGAGGAUUUGGAGUUCAAGUCCGACGGCAGCGGCAAGGUGUGCGUGAAGAGCACGGGCCACGAGAUGCCGCCGCGCCUGGAGGUGGUAAAGAUCUACGUGAACGGCGCCAAGUACAAGAAGGCGCGUGAGUGGUACAGCUUCGACUUCAGCAAGUUCGAGCCGUACAUCAUUCCGCAUGAGAAGCAGAAGAAGUUCCUCUACUGCACCGUGACCGGGACCACUCUGCCCAUGGUGCCCCAGAAGGUGGAGCGGCAUGUGGAAAGCAAGCGCUACAAGGAGCUAAUGAAGCUGAAGGAGGAGCAAGAACAGAAGAGGGUGGCGAAGCUGGACAAGAAGAAACGCCUUAGGACGUCGGCCAAGGCGUCGGCCAAGGCGUCGGCCAAGGCGUCGGCCAAGGGCUUGAAGAAGAAAAGCACGCCUGCUAAGGAAGAUUCGAAACAAGGCGAAGCCAAGGUUGGGAAGAAGCCUCCUCGCAGCAAGCUCCUGAAGAGGAAAAAGGACAUGGGAGGAGGCGAGGGCCAGCCGCAGGCGGGCAAGAAGCCCAAAGGCCUGGAGCAGAAGCCAUGAGCUGGCACCCAUGAAAAGCGAGCGAGCGGAAG